UCUUGUCGCCCAUGUUCCCACAAUCCUCCGCACAUUUCACGCGUGCAAUCGUUGAAAAUAAAUGUAUCCAACGUCAAGCCAAGGACACCAGCGUACCAAAUUGAGUGUGGAACUCAGAGCUCAAACGGCUACUUAAGGUCCUCGCGCGGUUUCAAGAUUCAGUGAGGAGAAUAGAAACAUCAAAGGCUUUUCAAAUUGUAUCGAUUUAAAACGAUAUGGCAAAAGGAGAGGGCGCGGAGCAAUAUGCGGCGGCAAGUCUUUUACCAACAAAACCAAUAAGUCCAGAUGGAAUCAAAAUUGCCAAGCGGAGGGACAACAAUGGCCGUCUGUCAAUGUGCAGUAAGUUGUGUUAUGCCAUCGGAGGGGCUCCCUACCAGAUCACAGGCAGCGCGCUGGGCUUCUUUCUCCAGAUCUAUCUGCUGGAUGUGGCCCAGCUGGACCCAUUAUAUGCCUCUAUCAUCUUGUUUGUGGGCCGGGCCUGGGAUGCAGUGACGGACCCAACGGUGGGCUUCCUGGUUAGUCGGAGCAGAUGGACCAGGUGUGGCCGGAUGAUGCCCUGGAUCCUCAUCUCCACUCCGUUUGCAGUGCUCACCUACUUCCUGAUCUGGUAUGUCCCUCCGGUGGAGCAGGGGAAGGUCCUGUGGUACCUGGUCUUCUACUGCCUCUUCCAGUCUCUGCAGACGUGCUUCCAUGUGCCGUACUCAGCGCUCACCAUGUUCAUCAGCAUGGACCAGAAAGAGAGGGACUCUGCCACUGCCUACCGUAUGACAGUGGAGGUGCUGGGAACAGUGGUUGGCACAGCAAUCCAGGGGCAGAUUGUGGGCGGGGCGAUCGCCCCCUGUCUCCCAGGUGACCUGGAUGUCCUUGACAACGGUAACUCCACACUGCUGGGGUCAGACUUCAACAUCACCCACAUCUCCCUAGAUGAAACAAAACAAGCCUACCUCAUCGCCUCAGCAGUCAUCUGUACCAUGUACGUUCUCUGUGCUGCAGUCCUGUUCCUGGGAGUCAGAGAGCAGGAAGAGUGUGGGCGUCUGAAGACAGAACCCAUGUCGUUCUUUGAGGGCGUGAGGAUGGUGAUGGGAUAUGGGCCAUAUGUCAAACUGGUCAUGGGAUUCCUCUUCACCUCGCUGGCUUUCAUGCUCCUGGAGGGGAACUUUGCCCUGUUCAUCACCUACACCCUGGGCUUUAGAAAUGACUUCCAGAACAUUCUGCUGGUCAUUAUGCUCUCUGGGACUUUGUCCAUUCCAUUCUGGCAGUGGUUCCUGAUCCGAUUUGGGAAGAAGACUGCCGUCUACAUUGGCAUCACGUGGGCAGUGCCCUUCAUGAUCCUGAUCGUCUGCAUAGAAAGCAGUCUCAUUGUGGCCUAUGUGGUCUCUGUGGCUGCAGGAGUCAGUGUGGCUGCAGCUUUCCUCCUACCUUGGUCAAUGCUUCCAGAUGUGGUGGAUGAUUUCAAAGUGAAGAAUCCAGACUCUAGUGGCCACGAGGCCAUUUUCUACUCCUUCUAUGUCUUCUUCACCAAGUUUGCCUCAGGAAUAUCCCUCGGCAUCUCUACUCUCAGUCUAGACUUUGCCGGCUAUGUGACCAGAGGCUGCUCGCAACCCGACGCAGUGAAUUUAACGCUGAAGGUGCUGGUUUCUCCUGCUCCUGUUGUUCUGAUAUUCCUGGGGCUGUUUAUAUUCAAGACCUAUCCCAUCGACGAGGAGAGGAGGCAAGGCAACCGGAAACUACUGCAGGAGAUGCGGGAGAGCGAUCAGGAUUCCGAGACAGAGUCCACAGAGCUUGGGAGCGUUGUAUAGGAGCCCCGGGAGAGAAGGGUGACCAACCAAAAGGCCACCGCUGUCCCGCGUGUUUGCAUUGGCAGGUUGGAGUGAUGAGGCCACUGGGGAGCCUGGACAGAGUUUGUGAGUUUUGGGUUAAGCUGGACUAACGGAGGAGAAACCACAGACCACACUACUGCUACAUGAACACAAUGGCCCUCGUCGCCACAGGAUUCCACAGGUUACAGAGACCCCUAGUGGACAUUUUGAGUCAUUGCUCUCUGUAGAGUACCUACUGUACUGUACUAUGUAUGUGAUUCGUGGUACUGGUUUAUCGGUUUUGUUUGUUUACAUGACAAACAUUAGUUUGGGAUUGUUAAUCAUGCAUUUACCCAUCAAAUUCAAGAUUUUUUUAAUGAGAUGUUUGUCUACCUGAACCAAGGAUAUUAGGUCAAAGGAUGGGAAAGCUUUCUCUGCACUAAAACAAUACUUUCCAAUCAGCAGGAUGGUCCUCAUAGAGGGAAGAUUCCAGCAUUCAUUUUUUGGGGCAUAUCAGUAACUGCACUGGAUUUAUAUGGUUAUUUACAACAACAAAAAAUAAAUAAACUAAUUUCAAGAGGAUAGUACUCCUCUUUAGGGAUGUGGAGAGCGCAUAACUGUUACAAUCUUAUCCACUGGAAUUAUAUUUGUGUCUCAUGGGGAAAAGAAACAAGGAACCUUGUAAAAGAAACUCUAACCUUAAUGAACUCAUUAACAUUGCCAAUAAUGUGUCUAGAUUUCAGACUUACUACAGCUAGACUAGCUGAUUUCCACCUUAUAAUUACUGUCUUAACAGCGCGGCUUGUAGAGUUGUACUUUGUAAACCUUGUUGUCGCAAUAAGAUUUUCUGUACAAGUUUGAACUAAAUUCUAUUUGGUCAAAGUUGUUUCUCCCCCACGAUACCAAGACUUUCCUUAAAAAGCUGUCUUUCUUGGUGAGUCCAAAGGCUAGUGGGGAGACUAACAACUUAUCUCAUGCCUAACUUAAUGUUUGAUGCCUUCAACUGUAUGUACAUCUUAGAGGCCAUCUUGGCCCAAAGCACAGAAUCUUCACUAACUAUUUAAAACUAGUUAUGUUUCGAUGAAAGCACACAGUACUAAUUUGGUAAUAGUCAUUGCAGAUAAUCAAAUUCUAUAUACACUCGUCUGAAUAUGGAUGUUUACAUUUUGUGUGUGCACACAGUAUAUGACUAAACACCCACACACAUGUUGUAUGAUCAUUAGAAUGAUUAGUUGACUGUCAACACAUGAUAGGCUUAAUUAGUUUCUCAUAUUAUUUAAAGUCUUUUCUAAAGAUAAUGUGUCAGUUGAGACUGUGGCAUGAUCUUAUGCUGUGUGCAAUAUGACCAACCAAACAGUUUUUUAAUGUCUGUACUCUUGUUAUGAAUAUUUUUGAUCAGACCAAAGCCAAGUUUUCUAUUUAUCAGAUAAAUCAAAAUUCAGAACUCAAAUGUUUUUUUACUCUUGAAUGUCUCAAGUACUGUAAUAUUGAACAACCUUGACAAAUCCUAAGCCGUAUCUAGAUAUCUAAAAACAGUAUUUUCUUUGGGUAGUAGUCUACAAUGGGUACAUAACCUCUUAGAUGUAAAAUCCCCUAUUUAGGUGACCUGCGUGGUUCUGGGACAUUUAGUGUCCAACUCUUGCCUGAACCCUACAUCACAGCCACUGACAAAGCACAUACCUGCCAUCCUUACAUCGUAGCGCAGCAGGAGACAGUGGUUUCAUCACUAUUGCACAUUCAGAGAUCGAUUUAUAGCCAUUCAUCUAAAAUAAUUAAUAGAUUUUAAACCAGUACACUGUCAUAGAUGGACAAGAUUAAAAUGAGAUGAAAGGCACUUUCCUAAUGAGUUCAGGAAGCCAAGCUAGAGCUCUGUGUGAUCACAGCUGUGGGGCAGAGAAAAUAUGCACAGUUUCUCACACUAAACAUACAAUAUGUAUUUUACAGUUAAAAGGAAGGUAAAAUCUUAGUUCUUGGUUUUAUGCUUUAUACAGUAUAAUUAAAUGAUAUGUCAUUUCAAGCUUUAUUCAUACGGUUUUGUUGAAUAGUAAAUGUCAGAAAAUUACAUAUUUUCAGCAAAAAUGUACUUGAGCUUGUGUCCUCAAAAGGGACUACACCUCAGCAUUUUUUUAUUUAUUUUUUAAAUUUCCAGAAAGUUGAGAUUUUAACACUUUCUUGGGGUGUGCAGCAUUACUAGUUAUUGUUUAUGGUCCUUGCAUGAUGAAUAAUUAAUUUUGGGGGUUAUGCAGAUUACAUUUUAGAUUACAUUUAGAGGUUUUUAAGAGCUUUCUCCAAUGUGCUCCUCACUCCAGUAUGGUGCUGUUUUGGUGUACAUGUUUUGUGUAUAUAUUGUUUGUAAAUUGUAAAUAUGUUUGAAACUGGAGAAACUUUACAGCACUGACAGCUGCUAAAAAAUAUGUACAAUAAUAAAAUGACAUUGGUGUAA
Messenger RNA from Oncorhynchus masou masou (cherry salmon), 4242 nucleotides. RefSeq names its product sodium-dependent lysophosphatidylcholine symporter 1-B-like. Bases 216 to 1799 code for a protein of 527 amino acids. The record is from RefSeq and is a predicted model, not a curated record. Gene Ontology annotation, biological process: carbohydrate transport. The transcript has 14 exons. NCBI's taxonomy places the organism in Eukaryota, Metazoa, Chordata, Actinopteri, Salmoniformes, Salmonidae. Gene Ontology annotation, molecular function: lysophospholipid:sodium symporter activity. Gene Ontology annotation, cellular component: plasma membrane.